Messenger RNA from Chondrus crispus (carragheen), 949 nucleotides. RefSeq lists its product as hypothetical. NCBI's taxonomy places the organism in Eukaryota, Rhodophyta, Florideophyceae, Gigartinales, Gigartinaceae. Bases 1 to 621 code for a protein of 206 amino acids. The transcript has 2 exons. The record is from RefSeq and is a predicted model, not a curated record.
AUGCUUGAAGCAUCUGUGAGGAAGCAAUUUCUCUUGGGGUCAUGGUCCUCGUCUGCUUGUGCCAUCAAUAGAGGCCUCAACUGUUACACGCUUUUAUUUUGUUUGAAUGAGGGUAGCACCUGCACAACAUCCGGUCUCAUUUUAGAUGAGGUCUGGACAACUGAUAUCAGAACUUACAAUGAUUGGCCAUCUCUCAAAAUCAACACUGCGCACCAAACGAGCUGGAAUCGUGUCAUCCCUGAACAUCAUGGACAGCUCUGCAUCUAUAUAAGACAUGCACGAACCAGUUACUUUGCGCUUCAACAUCCCUCGCACCACAAGCCUUUCUCCGAUCCAAGCCGAAAACCAUCAAACCAUCCGAAAAACCAGGUCUACCUCUUCAACAUGUAUCAUCGCCGUACAUGUUUUCUCUUGGCCCUCUUGGCCCUGGUCACAGUCGCCUUUGCAGUGAAUGCCAAGCGCUUCGAGAAAGACAUCUCCAUUCAGGGAGAUGCCGCGGACGACAUGGAAGUUGCGGAACGAGGUGGCUGCCGUUGCUACAAGCGCAGGUAUCACCACUGCCGUCACCGUUGCUAUUACUAUUCACACGGUAAAAAGUACAAGGGAUGGUAUUGCUGCUAGAUUCAUCGUCAGGACUGCUCGCUGAGCUACCCGCACCACCUGGAGUGCAGUUGUUAGAAUGGACUCCAGCCGUCACAAUGGGAUUAUCAAAUUCUUUGCUAGCCAGGGAGUCGACUACAGCUGUUUCCAGUCUCAAUGCCAAUACAUCGCAAAACAAUUUCAAAUCCCUUUCAUGAAGUGUAGUUGCUCGUGAAAUUCCCUGCAAAGGGCAUCCUUAGUUGGCUGUGUGUGUGGGCAUCGCGAUGUACCCCGUUUUAAUUUAGAAUAUGGCGAUGAGAAGCAGUAUCAAUGCUUCUUCAAAUAAAAACGUCUUGUUUCCAUACCAAAA